CGUCGAUAGCGCGAUAAACUCUUGCCUGAAAUAAAUCCAAUCAACCUCGAUAAAUGAGUCGCACAAAGUAUUCCACCAACUCUCAAAGAUGUUGCGAGACAAUUUCUUAAAAUACAUCAGCAAGAGCUCCUACCUGAAAACCUGCGAAGAAUUCAAGAAAUUCAUCGACAAAGAGGAAUUCACCGAAAAUGAUCGUCGAGAACUUCUUCAGAUUUUGUGUGAUCGUCUCAUCGAACGAGGGGGGGGUGCAACCAUUAUCGACAAUUUUCCCCAUUUUUUCCCCAUAAUGCUCUCGAUGGUAAUUCCCCUCGAGUCAUGGGGACGCCCCACAGGGACUGCACUGUCCCACGAGAAAAAAUGCAUCCUCCUGGGUGAAUGGAUGAACCAGCACCCAGACGUCCUGGGCCACACACUGCGAUACUUCGAGACCCGCCCAGCGCCCUUCGAGCCCCUCCCAGAGGCCCCAGAAUUUACCAACAAGCGUCCAAAACUCGAGACAGAAGCAUCCACCUCUAAACAAUCCGAAAAGCCCUCUGACGAAGAAAUUGUCAAGGCAACCUACAAAAUCCUGAAGGCAUCUCCCACUCACUUCAAACGCAAAUGGAACUGGUCAAAGUUCUACCAUUACUUGGACCACAAAAGUGAGAACGUUCGGUUUAUCGUCAUCAAAUGCCUGGGGAUAGUCCUGGAGAUGUCAGAGAAGAGGGCAAUGUCCUGGAUCAAAUCGUCGAUCCCAAGUUAUUCCAAUCGCACCCUUAAAUACGCCCUUGGAAAUGAAUUGGACCCACCUGCACUGCUGACAGAGGAUUACGACGUGAGAGGAGUUGAGGAGUGCCUCGAGGGCUCAACCCUGGUAUCAAUCGCAGGAGUCCUGUUACCCACCUUCAAGAAGGAUGCCUCACAGUCCCUCAGCCUCGUCCCAGUCCCCUCGAUGGAGUCAAACCUACGAAAUCUGGCACUGGCAGUGGCUUCGAGAAAGGCUGUGUGCCUUCAGGGGCCAGUUGGCUGUGGAAAGACAGCCCUCGUCGAGUAUCUGGCUCAAAUGACUGGCAGGGGACAAUCAGACAUCAUCAAGGUCCAGCUGGGAGACCAGACGGACUCAAAAAUGCUUCUUGGAAUGUACAGGUGCACAGACAUACCUGGGGAAUUCGUCUGGCAGGCUGGUGUACUGACUCAGGCUGUUUUAUCUGGCAAAUGGCUGGUGUUGGAGGACAUUGACAGUGCAGCGCUGGACGUUGCCAGUGUCCUCAGCAGCCUGAUGGAGACUGGAACCCUCUCUGUACCUGGAUAUCGUGACACAGUCUACGCUAAGAGUGGCUUCCAACUGUUCGUCACCCAGAGACUGAUCACAACGAUGACUGGGGCCUUCAGGCAGUCGUCAGGUGCCUCUGAUCUACUGGGGAAACACUGGUUUUGCGUCCAUAUGGAGCCUUUAUCCAAGGAGGAGCUGAUCACAGUUGUUCAGACAAUUUUUCCACAGCUUUCGACAAUCGCCACGAAGAUUGUCAAUGUCUUCCUCCUGUUCUCGAGUGGAAAUCACGAGGCUGGGAGUGAAAAUCUAUCGAGAGCCACUGGGAGACUGAUAUCCACGAGGGAUUUGAUCAAGUGGUGCACCAGAGCCAUCGUCGACUUCGAGGUUUCCUCACCAGAGUCAGCUCUCAAAGUCCUCCAGGAUGCUAUCGAUAUUUUCUGCUGUUCAGUACCAGAUGCAGCUCUGCGACUGGAACUGGCUGUCUCCAUCAGCAAUACUCUGGGGAUCAUCAGCACAAAGGCAGAGUAUUUUGUCAAUUCUCAUAAGCCCUCUGUCUCGGUCCAACCUGAAACUUUCGCAGCAGGUCGAGCCAGGAUAAAUCGUAAAAGUGCACGUUCAGUGCAGUUGGAAGAGAACAAAGUGAACUUCUCAUUCACGAGACCCUCAGCAUCACUUCUAGAACGUGUCACCAGUUGUGUCGCUCACAAGGAGCCUGUGCUGCUCGUUGGUGAGACUGGAACUGGUAAAACUAGUUCGGUGCAGUUUCUGGCUCGCAGUACAGGCCACAAACUCAUCGUCAUCAAUAUGAAUCAGCAGAGUGAGAGUGCUGAUCUCCUUGGGGGAUACAAACCAGUUGAUAUAAGAUUACUGAUAACCCCUAUAAGAGAAGAGUUCGAGAUUCUCUUCAGAUCUUUCUUCGCUAUCGAGCCUAAUAGAAAAUUUCUGGACCACGUGGCUGUGUGCUACAGGGAUGGCAAGUGGAGGACACUGGUGAGUUUGAUGUCUCACAGUGCUGCAGCAGCUGUUGCAAGAUUGAAGAAUGGCAGUCUUUCAUCAUCAUCAUCUUCGGGGAAACGGGCUCGAGGGGCUUCGAAGGAGAGGCCAACUGCCCAACAAGACGCAGAAUUGUUGAUCAAAUGGGGGAAACUGGUGACUAAACUGGAGAAAUUGAAGUCACAGGUGAAGGCAGAGUUCUCUCUGGCGUUUGCGUUCAUCGAGGGGAGUUUGGUGAAAGCCCUGCAGGAGGGACACUGGGUUCUGCUUGACGAGAUCAAUCUGGCGUCGUCAGAAACCCUGGAAUGUCUCUCGGGAUUGCUCGAGGGGUCUUCAGGAUCAGUCUCUCUGCUGGAACGUGGAGACAAUGAAUCGGUCAAGAGACAUCCAGACUUCACGAUGUUUGCCUGCAUGAAUCCAGCUACAGACGUGGGGAAGAAGGAGCUGCCAGUGGGGUUGAGGAACAGAUUCACUGAGUUCUAUGUUGACGAACUGACAGAACGAACAGAUCUCCAACUACUCGUGAGUUCUUACCUUGAUGACCUGAAUCUGCCGUCAGUCAAAGUCGAGUCAAUCGUCAAGUUCUACCUGACAGUUCGAAGUGAAGCACUGCACUCGUUGAACGAUGGAACAGGACACAAACCGCAUUUCAGCUUGAGGACACUGUGUCGAGCCCUGAGUGUAGCUGCUCAGAAUCCCUGUGGAAAUGUCCUGAGGUCCCUCUACGAGGCAUUCUGCUUGAGCUUCCUGACCCAGUUGAACCAAAAUUCGUACCCAGUGGUGCACAGACUGAUUACCAAAACGAUCCUCAAUAAGGAGACAAUGAAAGGCACUUUGGGAGCCCCAAUACCAAAGCCAAGAUGUGGAAGUGACGAGGAUUAUAUCAACUUCGAGGGUUACUGGGUGGUGAAAGGAAGCUUGGAGCCAGAGAAGCCUGAGAACUACGUUCUAACGAGUUCAGUACGUCAGAAUCUCAAGGAUCUGGUGAGAGUCGUGUCCAUAGGAAAGAUGCCAGUGCUUCUUCAGGGUGACACAUCAGUUGGUAAAACAAGUCUGAUCACUUACCUGGCGAAAUCAUCUGGUCAUGUCUGUGUUCGUAUUAAUAAUCACGAGCACACAGACCUCCAGGAGUACGUUGGCAGUUACGUGGCUAGUGAGACUGGGAAACUUGUCUUCAAGGAAGGGGUGUUGGUUGAAGCCAUGAGGAAGGGCUACUGGAUAAUCCUGGAUGAGUUAAAUCUGGCCCCAAGUGAUGUUCUGGAGGCUCUUAACAGAGUUCUCGAUGAUAACAGGGAAUUAUUCAUUCCAGAGACACAGCAAACAGUGAAAGCCCACAGUAACUUCAUGCUCUUUGCUACCCAGAACCCUCCGGGCAUCUAUGGAGGAAGGAAGGUGUUGUCCAGGGCCUUCAGGAACAGAUUCGUCGAGCUUCACUUCGACGAGAUCCCCCCAGCUGAACUGCAGGUGAUUCUUCAUGAACGCUGUCACAUGCCUGAGUCCUACUGCAAGCAAGUCAUCCACGUCAUGACUGAUCUCCAGAUGAGGAGAAAGAGUACAGCAGCUUUCUCUGGUAAACAUGGGUUCAUUACUCUGAGGGACCUGUUCAGGUGGGGUGAGAGGUUCAGACUAGCUGGAAAUGUUGGGGAGGGAUUUUAUGACUGGAGCCAGCAUAUGGCUGAUGAGGGAUAUCUGGUGCUGGCUGCCAAAGUGAGGAAGCCUGAGGAGGCUGAGGAGAUCAGACAGGUCAUCAAGAAACAUCUCAAGAGAGAUGUCGACCCAUCGAAUCUAUUUUCAUUGAGUGACAACACUUCGACUGUGACUAAACCAAUUCUCGAGGCUAUUCUGAACAAACCAAUUCCUGGGUUUGAACACGUCGUCUGGACCUAUCACAUGAGGAGAAUGGCAGUUCUGGUGAUUAAAUCGUGUCAGUUCAAAGAACCAGUUCUGCUGGUGGGAGAGACUGGAGGAGGAAAGACAACAGUCUGUCAGCUAGCUGCUGCUAUGAAGAAUAAACACUUGUGGAGUGUCAAUUGCCACAUGCACACGGAGUCCUCAGAUUUUCUGGGAAAUUUGCGACCAGUGAGGGAUCACAGUGAUGACAAUCAGAAGUUGUUUGAAUGGGUGGAUGGACCACUGAUAGCAGGCAUGAGGGCUGGGGAUAUUUUCUUAGCUGAUGAGAUUUCUCUCGCUGAUGACAGUGUCCUGGAGAGGAUGAACUCACUGCUGGAGCCUGAACGCAGUCUUCUGCUUGCGGAGAAGAGCGCAGAUUCUAAUGUUGAUUCACGUGAAUUGGACAGUGUCAUUACUGCUCACGAGGACUUCUGCUUCAUUGGGACAAUGAAUCCAGGGGGAGAUUAUGGAAAGAAGGAGCUGUCCCCAGCGCUCAGGAACAGAUUCACUGAAAUCUGGUGUGAGGGGUGCACAGACAACUCUGAUCUUCAAGUUAUCAUCGAGCACAAUUUACGUUCACGUCCUCACAUCGACAAUCAGACAAUUGCAAGGGCCAUGAUCACUUUCUUGGACUGGCUGAAGUCCUCUGAAGUUGGCAAACGUUUCUCUGUGAGCAUCAGGGACGUUCUGACUUGGGUUGACUUCAUGAAUUCCUCCUCCACAUUAUCUACGAGUGAGGCUUAUUAUCAUGGCGCUUGUCUAACGUACAUCGACAGUUUGGGCUCUGGUGUAACGGGGACUGAGAGGUACGAGAAGCUAGAGUCAUUCAGAAGAAGUGCCAUUAGCUUUCUGAAGCAUCAGACAAAACAGAACUUUGAGAGAGCAGAGGAGGACAUGAUGAGAACAGACCCUGAGGUGGAGGCUGAAGAACUCUUUGGUGUGGCACCUUUCUACAUUCCCGUGGGACCAAGUGGUAAAUCCGAAGACACUGGUUUCACCUUCACAGCCCCAACGACAAGAGGUAAUGCCCUGAAGGUAUUACGUGCCCUCCAAUUGAAGAAACCCUUGUUGUUGGAAGGAAGUCCUGGUGUUGGAAAGACGAGUUUGGUGUCAGCAAUAGCGAAGGCCUCAGGGCACUCGCUGUUGAGGAUUAAUUUGAGCGAUCAGACUGAUGUAUCAGACUUAUUUGGAGCUGAUUUGCCUCUGGAAGGGGGCAAGGGAGGACAAUUUGCUUGGAAAGACGGCCCUUUCUUGAGAGCUUUGAGGGCUGGAGACUGGAUACUCCUUGAUGAGUUGAAUCUGGCGUCACAGUCUGUACUGGAGGGCCUCAAUGCCUGUCUUGAUCAUCGGGGUGAGGUCUACAUUCCAGAGCUAGGGAAAACCUUCACUGUUAAACCUGGAACGAAGUUAUUCGGCUGUCAGAAUCCAUUGAAACAGGGAGGAGCUAGACGAGGACUUCCCAAGUCUUUUUUGAACAGAUUCACUCAAGUUUUCGUUGAUGCUCUGUCUGACGAUGACCUGAGGAUAAUUACACAGUCUCAAUUCCCAGAGUUGGGGGAGGACCUUAUUGGGAAGAUCGUUGAGUUUAAUUCGAGGGUUUCCUCAAACGCUGGACACACCUGGGGGCAUUGUGGUGCCCCUUGGGAGAUGAAUCUGAGAGACAUCACGAGGCUCUGUGAAUUGAUCAGGUCGUACGGGGCGAGGUCUUCGUUGGAUAAGAGUUUGCUUGAGGCUGUGGCUCUCAUUUAUUGUAGUCGAUGGAGAAGCCCAGAUGACAAGUACGAACUUGCACAGAUUUAUCGAGAGAUCUUUGGAGGGAAUGGGUAUCAGAGCUUGCAGCAUCCCAAGACACCAGUGCUGAAUGUCACUGAUGAGUAUCUUUAUUUUGAUAAUGUGACUGUGAAGAGGACUGAUAAAGCUUACUUCGAGGAUCGUAAUUUGUUGGUGUUGAGGAACCACAUGCCUGUGCUGAAGGGACUGGCUUACUGUGUUAACAUGAAUUGGAUGCCUAUUCUUGUGAGUAUUCGAACCAACUUGAUUUAUCUGAUUUCAUUGAUUCAGUGA
Messenger RNA from Diachasma alloeum, 6199 nucleotides. Its product is annotated as midasin. Gene Ontology annotation, cellular component: preribosome, large subunit precursor. The record is from RefSeq and is a predicted model, not a curated record. The coding region runs from base 89 to 6199 and encodes 2036 amino acids. Lineage: Eukaryota; Metazoa; Arthropoda; Insecta; Hymenoptera; Braconidae. Gene Ontology annotation, biological process: rRNA processing; ribosomal large subunit assembly. The transcript has 2 exons. Gene Ontology annotation, molecular function: ATP hydrolysis activity; ATP binding.